AUGGCGGACUCAAAUCCCUUGACGAGCCUCAGCAGCAACAAGAACGGCACCAGAACCCCGACCCUCCUCCAGCUGAACGACUACAAACUGCCGGUGGAAAUCAUCUCUCACAUCAUUUCCUUCUUUGUGCCGGACGCGGGACUCUGCAUCUCCAACGAUCCCGAAUACGAUGCCGAUCUGGAUACCGUGCGUGCGCUUCUGAAGACCAGCCUCAACAUCAAGCACGAGGCUUUGCAGCUCAUAUUCAGAAAGCCUCUGAACGUCUACAUCACCAGUGGAAAGAGAUGUGGUUGUUCCGGGACACUGUACGAGAGUACUCUGAUCUCCGAUUUUCACCCGCUCAAGCGACUUGUCUUCCUCCCUCUGGUCAAAUGGAAGGAGGUCAGGGUCUGCUUCGCACCAAAAGAGUCAAGGUUGCUGCCAUGCCCAGUGGAGCUGGCCUCGCGCGGUUCUUGGAGCCACGUCCACAAUGGCUUUUAUUCGGCUGAACUGGUGAAAGCUGCGCGAUGUGUUUCCCGCCAAUCAAAUGGCCUGGCAGUCGAUAUGUGGCGCUUGAGGACGUCUAUUCCUCGAACCGGCGCUGUCAAUUUCAAAUUUGUCUUUGAGAAGCUACAAGGCGCUUCUCCUUGGCACAUUCAUAUGGUGCAGAAUGUGCUGCGAUUCUGGGAGUGGACAAUGGCUGACCAGUCUUCAAUGGACCCCGCCCCGCUGGAGCUGCCAGAAUUUAUCUAUGCAAAUAUCCAUCGAGACGCACUCCACUAUUAUGUGAGGCGGAACCCAAUUAUCGAUCCAGUCCGUCAUGCUUGCCUUCAGCUUCAGCGAAUCUUUCAGCAGAGAAUUUACGGUUGGCAGAGACGUUCAAUAGGUGAUGACAGCCUUGAAGAAGAUGCUCGGGGUUUGUCUGCACGUGUCGGUGCUGUACCAAAGAUUUUUUCAGGAGAGGUGAUCAUGCGUAUCAACAUACCUAGAACAAAAACAAAUCGAGAUGUCCUUGCCAGUAAGUGGAGUGCCGAGGUGGUUCAAGAGGUUGUUCUCCAGACAGGUUGA
Fonsecaea multimorphosa CBS 102226 is the source of this 1047-nucleotide messenger RNA. RefSeq lists its product as uncharacterized. The transcript has a single exon. Bases 1 to 1047 code for a protein of 348 amino acids. NCBI's taxonomy places the organism in Eukaryota, Fungi, Ascomycota, Eurotiomycetes, Chaetothyriales, Herpotrichiellaceae. The record is from RefSeq and is a predicted model, not a curated record.